AUGUGUGACGUUUGCUCAGAUUUUCUGCAUUUACUGGAGUCGUAUGAAGUACGAAUAACUAGUAAUGAUGCGAAACAUUCAAUUCUUCUAAAAAGUGAGAUCGAAACCGCUUUUGGUUAUAUACAGGCAUGGCCACAGCGCCAGUGCAUGUGCCUGUAUCGCGAUCCAAAAAAUUUUGAGCGUUUCAAUCUAGUGGUUCAAUCUAUGAUAGUUCUGGCGGUUCAUCACCUCAAACAAAUUAUUCGUUUGAUUGAUGACUAUAAGCGUUUGACGGCAUGUAGCUUAGGCCAAUCAAUUGGUACCCCUACUCAGUCUCAAAAUCAAGCGGUUGAUGAUAAGUCUGUUAAAGAAUCGGAUUCAGAUGAAAACAGUGCAAAACAAAACAAUCGUGAAGAUAAUAAUAGCACGGAACAAUUAAGAGAUUGUAAGAAAGCCAAAAGCGAUAAUAGUACAUCUCCGCCUUGCGCAUCACCAUCACGCAAUUCCGCUUCGCCAGUGGCACCAUCAUCACCGCCACCGCCAGCACCAUCAAUGCGAUUACCGCAAUCGAAUAGAAAUACGUCUGCAGCUGGAUUAGCAUCGAACGUUGAUGUAUCGAAUUCUUACAAAUCUAAUUUAAAUACUGCACCAUCAUCGUCCCACUCGCAAAUGACUGAGGAGCAAUGGAUAUUACCCGAAGUUGAAAAAUUGUUCAUAUUGGUUUCUAAAGUAUUUUUGUUAAAUUUUCCAUUAUACAUUGCUUAUAAACAUGGCACACAUGCACGUUUGGAUGAUAUUUCUGCUGAAGAAGCACAACACCUAGCAAUUUUCUGCGAUUUACACGACAAUGAAAUACCUGUAUAUUUGCUACGUAAUAUAACAUUGUUUUGCAAUUCUGGUGGUUUUGCUGCUAUGAUGUUAUGCUUCGAACAACCUGAUCUGCCUGUCACCACUGCCCAGGCUAUAACCGCCACUGUUUCAAAUAUUAAACUAUGGCUAAACUAUGGUUGCAUUGUGCAAUUGUUUGUACCGUUGCGUAGUCGUGUCUUGCAGUAUAUGUGCAAGUUAUCAGAUCAAAAUUUACGUUCGGCCGCAACUCGAGCGAUGGCCGAUUUUGUUUGGUCUGCCGUUCGCGAUCCAUUAGAUGCCUCCGUCUCCUUCGAUGUAGAGGGUCUGGCAUUGGCAUUCAAGUACUUCACAUCAACUACACUAACAAUGCGUUUAGCAGGAAUGGCACAAAUAAAUGCACACAUUAAUCUCUUUAAUGAAAUCUGCACCACUGAGACUGUCGGCGAGGUGGAGAUCGUUGGUCAAAAAAUUGCAAACUGGUUAACAGAAAAUCAAAUUAUUCAACAUCUCUUCGGACCCAACUUACAUGUCGAAGUAAUAAAGCAGGCUCAUGUAGUUUUGAAUUUUCUAGCUGUAGAAAAUCAAAUUACUGAAGAGCAUAUCAAAUUAAUAUGGCAAGCUACGCAGCUCAAACAUUGUUCCAAGACAAUAUUCGAUAUAUUACCCGCUUUGGUGAAAAACCUGGCACCUCGUCCAGCUAUGCAUCUGUACUCAUUACUGUGCCGCAUGGACCCGAAAGAACAUACCGAACAAAGCAUUUACAUUGCAUCUGCACUUACAAAACUCAUUUGGUCAAGAGAUAAUUCUCGUGCUCAAAUGAGUAUGAUGCAGGAUCACCUCUUGGCUGCGCAUGUCACAGCUUCUAGUUCGGACAGCGGUAGCAUGGACGGUAGCAACUCUGAUGAUGAGCCCGGUAACGGUGAUGACAGUAGUUUAGCAAGUGGCAACCGUAAAAGUCCUAUCGACAUAGAGAACGUUGGCUCCGACACCGGCGCACCGCCUCCUUGUAAGCAGGCACGUCAUAGACGCCACGCUUGCGAUGCUAGCCCUGAAGAUAAAGGUAGUCGCUCUAACAUCGAAGACUUGAACUUGAUCAAUCAAAAGAUCGAUAUGAAAUUGCAAAAUCAUCGCAUUGUAAACAUUAUUGAUAACUCGAGUAGCGAGGAUGACCUACCCCAGGCUGCAUUAGAUGUACAAAUGCAUCGUAAAAAGUCACGAAAACGUCGAAAAAAUAGCAAUUUGCCCCUCACACGUUUAGCACACGAAAUUGUUGAAGCUAUUUGGGAUGGAGGUGAGGAUGAAGAUGGUAGCAGUGAUGAUGCUGACGAUGUUGAUGAAGCUGAUGGCGAGGCUAUAAAUGAUAGCGACGACUGCAGCGACACCGGAGGUCAAGUUGUCCCAAACGCCGUUUUAAAACAUUUGCGCGGAGAGGGUCCUUAUAUCCGUGCUAUUGAUGAGACGCAUAUUAGCGAACUGCUUAACGGUGCCGAAAUCGACGGUUAUUCGUCGCCAAUGAGUAACAAAUCCGAAAAAAAUAUGGCAGAUUUUGACGAUGAAGAUGUUUCGCCAUGUGAAGACGAACUAAGCCAAUUGCAUGCAUUACGCGUUACACAUAAUUGUGUGCCGCCGGCUUUUGCGGCUGCAGCUAUGGCUGCCGCACAUUCGAGUAUUCAACAGCAGCAAUUACAACAAAAAUCAGCAGAAGCAUCCACAGCAGAUUCUAUUACGGCCGUUAAUGAUCCAACUACGAAUGCAGGAUCUGGGGCUGCAGCACCAGUUGGACGUGUAGAUACCGAUUUGCAGCAACAAGUGGCUAAUGUGAAUGCCGCUGCAAUAGCAGCAGCAUUAGCUGCAGUUAUGGUACGACGGACCGGCGAAGCAGCCGACGUUGAUAUGUUGGGGAAUAGUGUUAAGGCAAUAUCGCCGCAGGGUCAGCUUACAGUGCGGGGACCACAAGCUGAUGGACAAGCAAUACCAUUGUCGCCGCAACAGACACCGCCCCAACCACAACAGCCUACGUUCAAAAUUAACGAUGUUUGUCAGCCGGGCAAUACCUUACUUUGGGAUUUGUUGCAGGAUGAUAAAAUUUAUCAAUUAGGUGAAACUCUAGCGUUAGAGGCUGAAAAAGCCCUUGCCACUUUACUAUGCUUUAGUAUGGAUCGCCAGUUGCGCACUAAAUUUAUAGAGGGUUGCCUACAAAAUCUUGCUAGCAACCGGAGUGUCGUAGUGAGUCUGCGUUUAUUGCCUAAGCUGUUUGCAUCGUUCCAACAUUUUCGGCCCGCUGACACACAUCAUGUGACAAUGUGGGCUGAACGACAGCAUCGAAUGAUGUACCAUUUCUUUAAUAAUAUAAAAUUUUAUGCUAAACGCCAUGAAGAGCUGCAAAGCAGGUUAGCUAGUGUUGGUGGUAGUGGCGGCGAAACUCCGCCUGAAGCAUUAAUGUACUCACAUAAGACACAAGUCUCUGUACGUUUACAUUUCUUGUCCUCCAUAUUUUCAACUCUUGGAUCGCCAAAAACUUUUCGUUUAACACUGGAGCAAGUGGAUGCAUUAUGGGAAUGGCUGGCACACGACAGCGAAUGCGCAGACUGCUAUUUCUCUUGGUUGCAGAGCCAGGCCAAAGGGGGUGAUCAGCAUGCUUUAGGUAUUGAUGCCCUACAACAUUUAUAUUUAAAGAAGUUGCCCGAACUGCGACCAGAAGACUUUUCCAUGGUGGCACUCGGCCUCUUUCAACAGCUUUGCAGUUUAGCGCGCAUGGCAAUUGCUCAUUAUGAGAAACAAACCGACUCAAUAUCAUCGACAUCAUCCAACAUAGUAGGCAUGUAUCAUCUGUGGAAAAUCGCACUACGCGCUCACAAUACGGAAGUUUCCCUGGCCGCCAUUCAAUACAUCAAUAUGUAUUAUAUGGGACAACAGUUACGGUUAGAGAAAGAAUUCGUAUCACAAUGUAUGGAUCAUUUGGUUCAGGCAACAAUUACCCUCGAAAGCAACAACGAAGAUGAAAAUGCAUUGAUGUGUGUCCAGCGUGGCCUGAUGCUGCUCAAUACACAUUUGGAGACAUUUCGUCGGCGUUAUGCGUUCCAUUUGCGCCGAUGGGCCAUCGAGGGAAAAGGCGUCUGUUCGCACAGUAAUUUAAAGAAUGAAGCCGUUGGACCGGCCAUCCGUAUAGUGUUGCAACCGGCUGGCCUGUCCGAAAAAUCCGUCCUGCACAUGCAUGCGUGUGAUUUGAUUGCCGAACUUAAAGCUGAAAUCUCAAAAUGGUGGGAAAAUCUGCAGGUCAGCACCAGUAGUAGUGGUGUAUCGGCACCAGUUUUAGGUCUUCUAUUGAGCGACGGUCCGCUACGCAUUAUUACUCAGGGCCAAGAAUUGACAUCGGACUAUGACGAGCGUAGUUUGGGCGAUGCAGGAUUCAAGGAUAAUCAGAUUGUUUAUGUAUCUUUGGGUGGCCGAGGUGCCAGACGCAAAGAAACGAACCUGGAUCAUCCAUCCAUGCAGCCACCACCGCCGAAAGAAUGUCUACCAACAGUAUUAUUACUGCAACCACGCUAUUUUGAAAAACUGUUCUGUCUAAUGCAGACACUGGGCGAUAUGAAGCCGAGUAAUUCAAAUUUACCAUUGUACCACAAAUCACAACUCCUCUCUAGACGUGUUUGGGAGAUCUUGGCCAUGUUGGCAACUAAUCCCUUAAUUCUCGAUGCUUUUAAGGGCCUUAGCAAUGACUUGAAUGACUUCGAACGACUUUCUAACGAAGAGGAGCAAGCUAAUAAGCGAAAGGAGAUUAAGCAGAAAUUAAAUGAAUUACUUGACCCAUGUAAUUUGCAAAAAUUCAUGUACUCUUUGCAUAUUGUUGAGAGUCUCACUUUGAAUAGCGUGUUACAGCAAAAGGGUGGUGGAGGCAAUAAUUCGACGUGUUGUGGUUUGGGAGGCGGUGCAGUUAACGGCAAUGUGGUAUCAAUGGACCAGUACGUGCGCAGUAGUAAAGGCGGCACCAGCUCUUCGAAACGGAGCUCAAGCCGACGACGAAAUAGUAAUGAAAACUCGAAUGCAAAAGAAGAAAAUAAACGUAACAGUAGUGGUAAUAGCAGUGGCGGAAGUAGUAGUUGCAGUGCAAGUGGCAGUGGCAGUGGCAGUGGUAGUAGUGCAAAUACCGCAUUGGAAUCCUUAUCCCAGAAGGAUAACUACGAAAGCGUUGUGCAAAAGGAUGCUGGCAGUGCCAGUGAUGAUGUGGCAAGCGAUGAUACGCCCAAUCAUGACAAGGAAAACAAUCAACCGACAGAGGGUCGACCGCAUAAGCGUCUGAAACGCAGCGAUAGCAAUGCUAAUUUGAACGAUGAUAAAGAGGGUCGACUUGUUAUCAGCGCCGUCGAUUCCGGAAGCAGUACUGCCAUCUCAAGUGGUAAUAGCGUAAGCUGUGGUUCAAAUGCAUCAUCUGCUGCAAAUACUCGCAUAGCAAAUGAGUUAAAAUGGAGUGAGGUAUUCGUGCGGUGCGGUGGCUUACGUUUGCUCUAUGAAAUAUUCAUUUCUGGACAAUUGCAACAAAGCGCACAUCCACACGAAAUGCUUAAUGAGUGGCGUCACGAUUGUUUGGCCAGCCUGCUACGCGUCCUCUGGCUUUUGGGCUUCGAAGAAGUUCAAGCCGAAGAUAUGCAUGUUGUUAUCUCGCGUCCACAUGCUUUCAUGCUGGAACUAAUGAACGUUGAUCCAUGUCUGCGUAGAUUGGCAUCGAUACUCAAUGAUGAGGCAUAUCAUAACUAUGCGGCGCUUAUUCCAACUACGCAGUUUCAAUACCAAUUUCCUUACCAAUAUCAUCAUAUGCGUACCGGAUUCUGGGGAAGAGCUCAAGUGGUUCAAUUCACUAUGAAUAUUAUGGUAAGCUUUGUUCAUGCAUCGGCAGAAGCAAGACGACUACUAUGGACUCAGCCAGAUUAUUGUAAUUGGGUACAAAAAUUCAUAUUGGAAGAUCCAGAGCCUGCGGUAAGACGUGAAAUAUGCGCUGGUCUCUAUCGCAUUUGUUUAGGUAAUGCGCAGAGUUAUCAAGUGCUUUUAGCGCCACUACUCCGCAAACUUAUUUCCUUCUUGCCGCUUGCUGAGAAGAUGACAUCGUAUGUGCAACACACUCAAUAUUUAUUGUCGGACGAGGGCAAGGAACCGUACGGACCAGCAUGCCGUGAUUACUUUUGGUUGCUCGCACGGCUUGUUGACACAAUGACACCGGACAUGGUGAAAUGCUCGCUGGAAGAUGAAUGCGAUGGAGAGGCUAUCGAUAUUGAACGAUUGUGUCAGUCCGUUUCACAAAGUAUAUUGACACGAGAUUUCUUUGAAACCAGGCAUGGCUAUCAGGACGACGGCCUUGUGGGACUCAUCAAUCUAAUGUCUAAUUUCGUAAAAUAUGAUCCAACAUUCAAGUUCAGCAGUCCAGCACUACAGUUCAUAGAUAAAAUUUUUGAAUUUCUCUUCGACAUGCCAUCGCCGAUGAAUCGACAUAAGCCGAAGUGCAAAUCGGCCACAUCACGUGCAGCAGCAUACGACUUAUUGGUGGAGUUAUGCAAAAACUGUCCUAAAAAUUAUGUAUUUUUGCAUGCGAAGCUUUUGGCACAACACACACCUGGUGCCAAAGCUCCAUACCCAUGGGAUUAUUGGCCACGUGAUGAAGGCCGCUCCGAGUGUGGCUACGUUGGUUUGACGAAUUUAGGGGCUACUUGUUACAUGGCCUCUUGCAUACAACAUCUCUAUAUGAUGCCGCAAGCACGUGCUGCUAUUCUGAAUGUACCGCCGACAGGCGCUCAGAAACAUGGACCAACACUCUUGGAGUUGCAACGCAUGUUCGCAUAUUUACUCGAGUCUGAACGUAAAGCGUAUAAUCCACGUUCCUUCUGUCGAGUAUAUCAGAUGGAUCAUCAACCAUUAAAUACUGGCGAGCAAAAGGAUAUGGCAGAAUUCUUUAUAGAUCUAGUGUCCAAGUUGGAAGAGAUGACACCAGAAUUGAAAGAUCUUGUAAAACGUCUGUUUUGUGGUACUUUGAGCAACAAUGUAGUCUCUCUUGACUGUGGACACGUUUCACGAACGGCUGAGGAAUUCUAUACAGUACGUUGCCAAGUUGCUGAUAUGCGUAACCUACAAGAGUCACUGGAUGAGGUCACCGUCAAAGACACGCUUGAGGGUGAUAAUAUGUACACAUGCUCACAGUGUGGCAAAAAAGUUCGAGCUGAGAAGCGCGCCUGUUUCAAAAAGCUACCGCAAAUUUUGUGUUUCAACACGAUGCGGUAUACAUUCAACAUGGUAACAAUGUUAAAAGAGAAGGUUAAUACGCAUUUCUCAUUCCCCAUGCUACUAAACAUGACCGACUAUGUCGAGAAGACUUUAAUGCCUCACCAAUAUAAAGAGGAACGUGAAAAACGCAAGCAAGAACAAGAAAAGCAAAACGCUGACGUUGAUGAAGCCAAUAAAGCCAUGGAUGAAGACAUCGAGGAAUGUUUAGAGUAUGAGCUGGUGGGUGUAACAGUACACACAGGCACUGCCGAUGGAGGUCAUUAUUACAGUUUUAUUAAAGAACGAAGCAAGUCUGUGUUGCAGCAUGACCGUUGGUUUUUAUUUAACGAUGCUGAGGUGAAACCAUUCGAUCCAUCGCAAAUUGCAGCUGAAUGUUUUGGUGGUGAAAUGACAAGCAAAACAUAUGAUUCUGUGACGGAAAAAUACAUGGACUUCAGCUUUGAGAAAACCAAUUCGGCUUAUAUGCUAUUUUACGAAAGGCGUCUGCCAGAUCAUUUAAAACAACGACAAUCGGAAUUGCUAGCAUCGCCAUCUGGCAUUUCUCGCUCAACGAGCGACAGUGGAAAAACAGCUAUUUUAAACGAAGGUGAGGAAGUAGCUGCUGAGUCUAGCACCGAUAAAAAUAAUUCUGAUGAGACAAGUACGGCCGAUAGUGCAAAGAGUGUUAUGGAAGCUAAAAGUAGCGCAAUUAUAAAUUCAAAUGAUGAACAGAAAUCAAAAGUGCUAGAGGCAAGUAUUAGUUCAAAAAUAGAAACAGGCAAAGAUGAGGCUGCCAAUAGUGAACCGCAGGCAUCUACUUCAGCCGCAGCUGCAUCUACUGCAAGUACAAAGCUGACAAUGGAAGUUUGUACUAAAAAUGCACGUGUACAAAUACCAAUUUUAAAUAAAGAGUUAGAGGACUGGAUUUGGCAGGAUAACAGACAAUUUUUGCAGGAUCGUAAUAUAUUCGAGCACACAUACUUCAAUUUUAUGUGGCAAAUAUGUGGUCACAUACCACAAACGCUCCUCGCGCACACCGAUGUUACGUGCAUGGCAGCAAAGUUAUCGGUUUCUUUCUUUAUUGAAACCUUUAUACACGCCAAGGAAAAGCCCACAAUGGUACCUUGGAUUGAGUUGUUAACGAAACAAUUUAAUGCCAGCCAAGAAGCAUGUGAAUGGUUCCUCACGCAUAUGUCUAUCGAACCGUGGUGGCCCGUGCAAGUGCUCAUACAAUGUCCCAAUCAAAUGGUACGUCAAAUGUUCCAGAGGCUUGUUAUUCAUGUGAUUCAAAGGCUAAGAUCCUCGCAUGCUCACUUAUAUCUAAAAACAGAAACCGACGAUGACGGUAAAGAGGUUAUGGGCAAUGCUUCUUGCGUUACACGUUUUAUUAGCUCAUUGAUAUUGCUAAUGGAACACGGUGCUAAAGCGCAUUUACGGCAUUUGUCCGAAUUCUUCGGAUUGCUUUUCGAAUUUUCACGAAUGGGAGAUGAAGAGACUGUGUUUUUAUUGCGCAUAAAUGUGAUUAAGAGUGUGGCCGACUUUUACCUAGGCAAUAAAACACAAGAUUGUAUUGAUGUGGGCUCCGAUAAUGAUGAUAAUUCCUCAGAUGAAGCUUUAUCUGUUGAUAAAACACGUCCAGCGUCACUGGAUAAAAUGAUUGCGUUGGUGGCCAAUUUGGUGGAACGUUCAAGAGGACAAGAUUUCCGGUUGCGACUUUCAACAAAGGAUUAUAAUGCUAUAGCAGGCGGGAAGGGAUUUCCAUUUUUGUAUCAACAAAUUAAGGAUAAUAUUAACCCACAUCAAACUAAACAUCUUAUACAUGCACUGUGCCGUUGGGACGAACGCUUAGCGAAUCAAAUCAUUACAAUGUUGUUCUCAUCCGUAACAAAACAUACGGAAUUGUGUGGUCCAUUCUUCAAGCUACUGACAUUACUAACCGAAACCCAAGGCGGACCGUCCGGCUUACCAUGUUUCUCACAACUGGUUUUGCAACGAGUUUGGGAUGCAGCAGAGUAUUGUCCUCAGUCAGCGCUUGAUUGGCUCGCAUUCCAGGCGCCAAAAAAUAAAAUUGCCCAUGCAUGGAUACUACAAUCCGCUGAUAAUUGGGUAGAACAAUAUCUUUUAGCGCACAAUAAUUCCCGUGUACGCAAUGCUGCUGCAUAUUUGCUCGUGUCACUGGUGCCAUCUCAACCAUUUAGGGCGAAUUUCCGUACACAUUCUCUACAUAAAUUAUCUGCACAUGUUUACCGUGACUUAAAUAGUGAUGCUCAAAUUAUUUUGCACAAUAUUAUUAAUUUGUUACUUCGUCUACUCCGACCUGCUCGGGCCUAUGCAGAUAUCGGCAUACAUGGCACAACCAAACUCACAACUUAUUUCAGUUUGCUUAGUUACUGCAUGGUUUCAAAGACUGAAAAACUAAUGAUUGGUCCUUAUAUGCGUGCACUAUGGGAUCUCUUCCAUCCACGUUUGUCAGAGCCCAGCGUUCCGGCACAUCACAAUAAGCAUGCUCUGCUGGCAUUUUGGCACCACUCAAUUGUCGAUUGUCCUGAGAAUGCACUCAUUGUAGCAAAUUGUCAUGAAAUUACACGGAAUAUUGCAUUUAAUUAUAUUCUCGCUGACCACGAAGAUUCCGAGAUAGUCGCCUACAAUCGUGCCAUGCUACCCGCUUAUUAUGGCCUCUUGCGUUCAUGUUGCGAACAAAGUCGUGCGCUUACUCGUCAACUCGCUGCCCAUCAGAAUUUACAGUGGGCUUUCAAGAAUAUAACGCCGCAUCCGACACAAUAUGCGGCUGCGGUUGAUGAACUUUUUAAACUUAUGGCAUUGUUUGCCGCCAGACAUCCGGAGGCUAGUGAACAGGAGCAACAUGAAGUGGGUACAUUCCGGCGCACAACACUGUCGGCUUACUUGACUAGUUUGGAUGCGCGAGUUUCAUGGGGCACACUUAUAAAUGCAUUACGAAUUUUGAUUGACAAUGAUGAAGAUCGCCUAUUGGUAAUUUAUAAUGGCGGCAUAGAAAUGUGUUUCGAGGCGUUACACACAUUACAUUCCAUGCAUCAUGAGGCAACGGCUUGUCACGUAUCGGGUGAUUUACAAGAGUUACUGAGUGAAUUGGUAUUAUUGCUAACUACACUGCGUAUGAGUACUCGUCUCGAUGCGCCAUCGGCUGCCGGUGGCUCCAGUAAAAAGCAGCUACAACAACAACAGCAACAACAACGUUUACCUGAUGCUGUGAAACGAUUGGCCACUUUUCUCAACACAUUCAAUCCGCCAGAAAUUUGCAGCCUUUCACUAGAAGUGCUCAAGGAAUUGGUACGCAAUCCCAGCUUGGAUGUGACAAGUAUUCUGGCACCCAUACUCAUUAAUUGCCAUCUCUCUGUGGCGAAUGCACCGAGCAAUAUUGGUCCCCUGGGGCCAUAUUUUCCCAGACGUGGUGCCAAAGCACCCUGGCCAACUAUGUCGAAGAAUACUUCUCGACCACCUCGUCCCAUGGUGCAGAUGAGCAUACCACACGGUGAAAUAUUGCAGAAGGGUGUUGAUAUAGAAUACGAUGCACAGGUUGAGGCGUUUUAUCGGCCUUAUCAUGACUUUUUGGAUGUGAUGAUGCGUAUGGCAGUGAAUACAAAUCAAUUGAAUGAGACUUUGGUAAAGUUGAGUUGCUUGGUGGCGAUCGAAGCAGCACCAUUGCAUUUCAAUUUAUUUCCCAAAUUUUGGGUGGGCAUUUACAACAAUAAAACCACAAACAAGUAUGCCGAAUUACUAAUCAACAAUCAAUAUCUUGUUGAAUACAUACACAUAAUAUUGCGGGAUGAACGAGUGUCGCUCAGUGAUCAUUACAUAAGAAACUUUUUAGAAAUCUAUUAUCCCAAGAUAUCUGCCCAGUUGCCCAUUGCACGUCUUCUUUACACAAUAAGUUACUCGAUGCAUUCAAAGGAAGAUCUAGAUGAUCUCUGUGGCGAUUUGUUUGCCAUUCGAGUUAUAGCACAAUGUACAGGUAUACCGACUUCCGUCCGCAAGCAAUUGAGAGGAUCACUUAAAGCAUUACUGUACAAGAGUUCGCGCUAUCAAGAGGUAGCUGAAUUGGAAAUAACUCAAAACAAGAAACUUAAAUUAGAUGAUUCGCCGCCUCCUGCUGAAAAAGGAUCCACAAAAUUGGACGAAAUCACUAACACAAACAGUUCUACAGUUUCUAAAAUGGUAGAUAUGAAAAAAUCUUCAGAAACCGUAUCAAUGGAGGUAGAUAGUGAGAUGGAAUUGAAUAAAAGCCACAAUUCAGCACAGAAUCCCGCAGAGGCUAUGGAAGCGGAAAAAUCUCAAAUUGGAGAGAAAAAAAGUGAUAGAGAUAAUAGUGAGAAUAAAAAUGGUGAUGAUGUAGAUGCAAAGAAUGAAAAUAACGAAAAAAAUACUGCCAAAACAGAAAAAAUCGAUAAAGUUGAACCAAAGGAGAACCAAGUGAAAAGUGAUAAAGACAUAAAGGACACACCAAAAAAGGUGCCUGGUAAGGAUGCUGAUGAUCAAAUGGCUGGUAGCAGCCAAGGAGCACAAACGACCACCGCAGCCGGUUCCUCUGCUGCAGCAACUCAUCUGGAACAGGGCAAAAACACACAAAAGAAAUCCAUUGAGGUGCGUCUAUUCGAGGAGCACGAAAAACGCAUAAGACUCUUACUGACCAUGGAGACAUACAUAAAAAGCAUACUUGUAUUAAUGCAACGUGAUGAAAGCAGUGCCUCACCGACGUCUGGCGUAAUGGGCGGCGGCACAGAUGACGCCGAAAUGGCUGCAGAUGUGGCAGAGGGUGAAUGUAGGAGAGAUGCGUGUUCAAUAUCCGUGGCAGCAGCAUCGCCAACGUCAUCAAGCGCAGCAAUUACGUCUGAUAAGAAAGAAACAAAGCCAUUGCCGGUUAAUGAGCAGAGUGAGGUUAAGACGGACGUGAGUGAAAGCCACAAUUCGCCAAAUAAAGCGCACACUAGCAAACCGUUGGCUAAGGAACAAGAACUCAAUUCAAUUACACAUGUUAAUCCAUUGACAGCAGCACAACCAAAAACGACAACGACACCAACACCCACGAUAUCAGCUGCCACUGCUGCUGCACUCCAUUCUCAACAAAUUUAGUUAUCGUUUAAUGAUUUGCUGAAUAUUUUGUUUUUCGGUAAAAUGCUGGAAUAAUAGCGCCGUGACUAAGUUGAAAGUUGUGUGGACAAAAAAAAGUAGAGGCGCUCACAUAUUUACCGAUUGGAUUAGCGGUAACAUUUUUUUUUUUUUUUUUGUUGACUCUUACUUAUUUAUUGUUAUAAACUGCAAAUAUUUUCUUUAACCACAUAAAGCAUUUGUGUACACGAAUGUAACCAUUAUUUUGAGUUUUUGAUUACGACGUUUUAAAGUACCUACCGCUAGUUGACAUUUCAUGCUAGUUAUUGAUGAUCUUGUUUAUCAUCUAUCAUACAAAUUUGUGACGCCUGCUUAGGAAAUGAAUUUGUUUUCCUUUAUACUCGUACAUUUAUUUUAACAUUGAUAGUAGUGCAAUGCAUUGACUUGAUUUUCUUUUGUUUAUGUAAUGCGAAAUAUUGACGUUUUACGAUAUAUACAUAUAAAUAAUAUUAAUAUAACGAUAAUGAAGAAUUAUAUGAUGCUAUUAGAAUUUCUGACCCAAGGUCAAAAAUAAGAAUGUGAGAAAGUAGAAAAAGAACAAUACAGAGCUAACCAAAGGUUAUCUGUGUAGAGUAGAAACAUACAUACAUACAUACAAAUAUAAAUAAACUGAAUUUUAAACGAAAAAAAAAAAAUUAGGAAACAGAAAAACUAUCAUUAACAACAUAUUUUUCAGUUUGAGACCAGCAAAAUUUGUAUGCAUUUUCUUCUAACCCUUGCGUGAAGCGUAAUAUAUUUCAAAUCAAAAUUAUGUUUAAUAAGUAUACGCUCUAGUUCCUAUUUUCCUAAUUAAGCCUAACGCGGGCAGACAUAGUAAUACUUCGCGCUCGUGCUAAUUAUGGUAGAUUAUAUGCCCCUUUAGCAUUAUUUUAAUUUCCUCUUACAACUUGCUUUUUGUCUUAUAUUUUACAACAAUUCGUUAUGAUAAGAGUCUCAGACUGAAGAGCUUGUAAAUAAUUAUCAAAAAGAGACCGAUUAGCGACAAAAAAA
Ceratitis capitata (Mediterranean fruit fly) is the source of this 13212-nucleotide messenger RNA. It is a transcript of the gene puf, whose product is annotated as ubiquitin carboxyl-terminal hydrolase puf. The transcript has 26 exons. Gene Ontology annotation, cellular component: cytosol; nucleus. Gene Ontology annotation, molecular function: cysteine-type deubiquitinase activity; cysteine-type endopeptidase activity. The record is from RefSeq and is a predicted model, not a curated record. The coding region runs from base 1 to 12186 and encodes 4061 amino acids. Gene Ontology annotation, biological process: protein deubiquitination. Lineage: Eukaryota; Metazoa; Arthropoda; Insecta; Diptera; Tephritidae.